This is a messenger RNA of Mirounga angustirostris (Northern elephant seal), 4335 nucleotides long. RefSeq names its product fibronectin type III domain containing protein 3C1-like. The transcript is spliced from 26 exons. Gene Ontology annotation, molecular function: protein binding. The record is from RefSeq and is a predicted model, not a curated record. The coding region runs from base 1 to 4335 and encodes 1444 amino acids. NCBI's taxonomy places the organism in Eukaryota, Metazoa, Chordata, Mammalia, Carnivora, Phocidae.
AUGGCUGAACAUGGGCUUGCACCUACUCUUACUGAAAUACCUCCUGUAGCUUCAGAUAUCAAUGGCGACCCCAUGCAUCAGAUGGAGAAUUAUCAUCUGGACACCACUGUUGGAACACAGUAUACUACCAAUUAUUCACAAAUGAUGACUCAUCCCAAGAGAUAUACCAGAUGGCCUUCUUAUCCUCAGUACUGGAUACAACAAAUUAUAUUGGUGCAAGUUAACCCUGGGGAGACAUUCACCAUCAAGUCUGAUGACGGGAACAUUCAGAAUAUCCAAGGACCCGCUGAUGUACCUCUGAUGUCACCAAGUGGUUAUUUGCCACCAAUAUAUCUUCCUCCUGGUUACAUGUCUCAGGUGGUGGAAGAAAAUGGCAUUCACAAAAUUAUCAUUGUGCCUCAGACAAUUGACUAUCAUACAGCCAUGCCUGCUCCUCUACAACAAGUACCACACUUCAUUGGCCUGUCCUCUCCUAUGUAUCAACAAGGGCCUCACCUGAUGUAUCCCCCAGCUCAAGGGGAAUAUCCACCGCCUUACAUCCAAGAGCCUUUGCUGCAGCAGCUGCCACCACCACUGCUGCCACUGCCACUGCUGCUACCGCCACUGCUGCUACUGCCACUGCUGCCACCAGCACUGCUUCCACCACCACCUAUGCUACCACCAGCAACAUUUAUAUACCAAGAGCAGCAUGAAAUGUAUUCCCAUAGAAGAGGAAAUUAUAACCAGUUUGAUGAAAGGGCUGCUAACAUGGGAGAACAUAUGAAGAAAAAAAUGAGAGAAGGCCAGCUUGGUGGACACAAGACUAGCUGUACAGUCAACAACACCUCUUUGCUUGUGAACAAAACCAAUGAUUUUUCAAGUAUUCCUGCUACUUCAAACACUUACACAGUGGACUAUGCUGCAAGUACCUGCACUGUUGACAAUACCAUGAGCACCUGCACUGUGGAGAAUGCUCCACACACCUACACUGUUGACAGUGCAUCAAAUACCUACACUGUAGACAAUGCUACAAGCACUUACACUGUGGACAAUGUUCCAUGCACCUACACUGUGGAAAAUACUUUGAGCACCAACACUGUCGAAAAUACUUUGAGCACUUAUACUGUGGACAAAGCUCCAUGUGCCUACACUUUGACCAAUGCUCAGGACAUUUACAUUGCUGACACUGUUGACAACCCUCCAAGCACUCACAUUGCUGACAAUACUCCCAGCAAUUCUUCCACUGACCAUACCCCUAGUACUUCCACCACAGACAAUGUUCUUCCUUCCACCACUGAUAGUGUUCCAGACCCUUCCAGCACUAAUUAUGUCCCCAGUACUUCCACUUCUGACAGUACUCCCAGACCACCAGCUAUUGACAGCACUCCAAGCUCUUCCGUUUCUGACCAUGCUCCCAACAUUCCCAUCUCUGAGAGUGCUCCCAGCACUUCUGCCAUUGAUGAUGCUCUCAGUGCUGCCAGUGCUGCCAGCAAUUCCAACACUGCUAGUGCUCAUGUUGAGACUAGUCAGGGAAAGAAAUGGAGUGCUGCAGGAAGUGGAGGCAUCAAGAAGAAACCAGGUGGAAAACAAAGCAAGAGCCCAUCAUCAAAUGCUGCAGAAAAAGAAUGCAUAACAGAACAUGGAAAGUCAUGCUGUUUCAGCAUUGAAAAACCUGUAGUUUCUGAUAUUCAAACCAGAUCUGCUAUUAUUUCAUGGAAACUACGUGGUUCUGAGAAAUGUGAUCACACCAAAUCUCCCAUGACAUUUGAACUGGCAAUAUCUAACAGUGGUAAAAAUGGAAAAUAUAAAAAUGUAUAUAUUGGUGAUGGAGUAAUAUUUACUCUACUUGAUCUACAACCAUCCAUGGCCUAUUUCAUAAGAAUUACAACCAUAAGAAGCUCAGCACAUAGAACUAUGUCUGAAGUGGUUAGUUUCACAACUCCAGGUUGUGAACCAGACCCUCCACUUGCACCCAAACUAAUUAACCGAUCCAAGAGCAGCCUGAAUUUACAGUGGAAAGGUUCCAAUGAUAAUGGUUCCAAAAUAAACAGCUUCCUUUUGGAAUGGGAUGAGGGCAAAGGUGAAGGCUUCAAAAGUUGCUAUAUGGGUACCAUGAAACAACACAAGAUCCUUAAACUGAAUGCUUCUACAAAAUAUUCAUUCAGACUAGCUGCCAAAAAUAACUUUGGCUUGAGUGAUUUCAGUGAAAUAGCAAUCUUCCAUACAUCAGGAACUAUGCCUCCAACACCUCCACCUCCUAAGCUAAAAGAAGCAGGAGUCUGUAAUUUGUCACUAGAAUGGUGUGCCCCAACUAACACAAGCCCAAAUGACAGUCUUACUUAUGUACUAGAAAUGGAAGAAGCAGGAUCCGGGUUGGGUUUUAAACCUAAAUAUAAUGGAGAAGACCUCUCAUGCACUAUAAGAAAUCUUCAAAGAAGUACUACAUACAAGUUUAGGAUCUUUGCCUACAAUUUGGAAGGAAGGAGUAACCCCAGUGGAGAAGUAAAAUAUACUACCUAUCCAGAUAAGCCUGGAUCCCCUGAAACACCAUAUAUAAAGGGAAAAAUCUAUGCACACAGAGUAAAAAUUGGAUGGGAACCACCCAAAGAUAAUGGUGGGACAUACACUUCAAGUUACAGUUUAGAAGUUAGUGAAAAUUCAGAUGAGAAUUCCUGGAACAUAAUCUACAGUGGAACCACAAAGGAAUUUCUAUAUGAUCACCUGCAACCUGGUACUACAUAUAAACUGAGAGUCUUUUGUACUUCACCUGUAGGCCAAAGCCAGCCUUCAGAUAUAUUGACUAUUCAAACACCUACUCUUUCUCCUGCAUCUUGCCAUCCUCUACCUUUGAAUGGUGAAACCAAGACCAAAGAAACGAACAUCAAAUGUGAUUAUCAUCCUAAUGAAAACUCUGAAGCACCUGCAUAUGUCAAUAAGGCAGAAGAUAACCAAGAUGACAAACGAGGGCACCCUAGUUCCAAAUUGGGACCUCAUCCAUUGAAGUGUGAAAGUGCACCAGUCCCAAGCCCUCCUUCUCAAUGUGGUAUACCUGUGCUAACCUGCAAGGGUCCAACCUGUGUUGUUGUUAGUUGGGGGAUUCCUUUGUGUAAUGGUGCUGAAAUCACUGAAUAUAGACUUGACUGGGGACAAAGUGAAGAAUCAAUGCACUUGAUUUACACUGGCCCUUGUCUGAGCUAUGAAGUUAAAGGUCUCAUUCCUGCAACUACAUAUUUUUGCAGAGUUCAGGCUGCAAAUGUAGUUGGACUGUUUGGAGAAACUGGCAUAGUAACCACACCAGCAACUGUACCAGCAGUAGUACCAAUGCUCCAUGAAGUUGAAAACAAAGUUCCUGCCAAACUGGCAUCAUCUUGCAUUGCUAUUCAAUGGGAGGAACCUGAUUGUCAUGGCUCUCCAAUCACUGGAUAUAACAUUGAAUAUGGAGACAGAAAAAUUCUGACUGUUGAAAGAGUAACAGAGUGUCUUCUAAAAAAUCUACAGCCUGAUACCACAUACAAAAUCAGAAUUCAAGCUAUCAAUCAUUAUGGACUAAGCCCUUUUAGCCAAUCAAUAAGAACCAAAACCAAGCCACUACCACUUGAUCCUCCUCAUCUUGAUUGUGUGGUCUAUGGACACCAGAGCCUCAAACUGAAAUGGCGUAGCUCUUCAAGCAAAGGAUUACUUUCCAACCUUAUAAGCUACAAUUUGUUAAUAGGAGAUCGAUCUGGGAGAUUUUCUAUCAUUUACCAUGGACCGUGUCAGACUCACAAAGUGCACAGACUGAGUGAAUAUACGCAAUACAAAUUUAAAAUCCAAGCAUGUAAUGAAGCUGGUGAGGGAUCACUGUCUGGUAUCUAUACUUUCACUACAACCAAAACUCCACCAGCCACACUUAAAGCACCUAAAUUACAGCAUGUGAACAGCAAUAUUUGUGAGAUCAAAUGGGAGUCUUUGGGGCCAAUAAAAGGAGAUCCCAUUGUUUACAGUCUUCAACUCAUCAGUCAAAAAGGAACUGACCUGAUAUAUAAAGGACCAAACAUUUCAUUCUCCUUUUCCAACUUUGUGACAAAUGCACAUUAUCACUUCAAGGUCUGUGCUGGACGCCAAUAUCAGAUUUCUGCUGAGAUACAAGAGUUCUGGGGACGAUAUAGCCCCAGCGUUCUCUUCUCAAUGCAUAAGCAACAUCCAGGGCCUGGAAAAGGUGGUGGAAGAAAGAGGGGAAGCAGCACUGGUGAAGAGAAAGAUGAAAAGCCCAGGAUAGAAAUGAGUGAUGAUACAUUUGUUCUAAUCCUUGUGAUAGGAUUUGCACUAGUUGCUAUUCUGUGUGCUGUUAUAAUUCAACAUUUUCUAAUCAACUAA